GGAUGAAUAAUCCCGCGCAUACAAAUGACAUCGACACAUGCGAAUCUGUUCGGGUGACAUUCAGGACAGUGUUUCCCUGCAUCUGUGUGUCCUUCCUCUCAGCUCAGCCAUGUCUGAAAUCUAGCAGAUCUGCUUCAGAACAACACAUGUAUAUUGCUAGUCACAAUCCACAAAUUAUACGACAUCAACCCAAACUUUAAACAUACUCUGCAUUUCAUGACAGCUACGAGUGACUUUGAAAGUAUGGAUUUGCAGGUCCAGACUUUUGAUGCACAGCUACCAGUCGUUGCGUCAAUCUAUCCGUACCUUGAGCACUGGUCAUCUACAUCUUUUCAAAGUCCAACCAGUCAUGAAGUAUUGAGCAUAUCAUCUCUCGUCCCUUCUACAGUCCUUACACUCAUGCCCCACUAUAAAUCUCCAGCUAAUGGAAACUUUUACCCAGAGCUUCAAUCUUUUACUGAAGUAACAUCAGAGCCUCAACCUCCAGAAACUUCAGCUCCUCCCUCUGGUUCUUCAGAGGCCCAAGAUGAAAAAACACUGACUUCACCAUUUCAUUUUGGUGAUAAUCCUCAAGACAUUCAGCAGAGGAAGCCAUCAGAUGGUGGCCCACUGGAAGAGGGAUCAGUAGGGCUCAUGUUGCCCAAAGAUCUCCCUCAUGAGCAGCCAGUCAAGUUCCUGGUAUUCCCAUCUGAGCUAGAGGACUCAUCGCCUCUCUGUGGUGUGAUGAGGAACUGCAGUGUCACAACUCAGCCACCUUUUCUAUCAAAGAAUCCUGUUAACCAGACAGGGAACAUCACUGCAGACUGUCCAAUUCUGGCCAGUGAUGGCCGACGGAUCGUUGGGGGAACAUUGGCAGCCAAGAACAAGUGGGGCUGGCAGGCCAGCAUGCACUGGAAAGGGAAACAUGUCUGUGGAGGUGCCAUCAUCUCCCCACACUGGGUCAUCACUGCAGCUCACUGUUUUGUUGAGUAAGAGGUGGACAUGUGGAAUGAAUGAAAGGAAGAGGAUACAUCA
Messenger RNA from Thunnus maccoyii (southern bluefin tuna), 1014 nucleotides. RefSeq names its product serine proteinase stubble-like. Gene Ontology annotation, biological process: proteolysis. The record is from RefSeq and is a predicted model, not a curated record. Bases 217 to 972 code for a protein of 251 amino acids. Gene Ontology annotation, molecular function: serine-type endopeptidase activity. The transcript has 4 exons. NCBI's taxonomy places the organism in Eukaryota, Metazoa, Chordata, Actinopteri, Scombriformes, Scombridae.